AGAGAAAAACCCAAGAAUGAAUACCCUCUUACAGCUGAUCAUGGAGUAAUUCAAUUCGGAAAAUAAAUGCCAUCUUUAUGGUUGUUGAAGACAAACGGUUACAAUAGUUAGUUUGAGAGGGCGGUUCGCAUGGUGUAGUGGGGUCUACACACACUGGAUGGUAUAAAAAGUAAAAACACACUAAUUUACAGCUCCGACCUAAACCAACACACUUUGGCAGGCUAACCACAAAUGGUGUGAAUACUGAAAUUACAGGCAUGCCAUUCUCUUAUAGCAUAAAAAAGAAGCAGGAGGAAGAGAUUAUGCUGCUUGCGUCAAGUGGGUCCCACAGCUAGGAUUCUCGGUAACAAACCCUACAAAAAGAAAGAAAAUCCAUCAGAAUUAUGAAAUGAGAAAGAUGAAAGUUGUACUCACUCCCUUCCUCUUUUCUUAUAUGUAAAUUCUGUUUAUAUGUCUGCCUUAUUCCAAACACUCCUCUCUACGAAAGUGAGAGAAAAGACCUUCAGUCUUUCCUUACAAGACUAGCUCUUUUGGCACUUCAGCUUGAUUGGAGGGUCUCCCAAUUAUUUUGUGUUUCCAAUCCCAGUUAUUGCAAUUUUCAAAGAUAUUGAACAUUCUAAAAUGUACGAGGAACCAGGGUGCUUCGAUCCCAAUAACUCCAUGGCAGAGGGUGCAGAUUCUGGGUUUCCUCAAACUGUGGCAAACAGCCAGAAGCAAUUUGAAGAGAAUCUGAAGCUCUCUGCUGAGGAACUUUCUUAUCAUCACCACAAUCACCAGGAAGAUGCAGCUGUUUCCUCUAUGGAACUGGAGCUUCAAAAGCAUCUGGCCUUCAAUGUGGAAAACUGCGAUAACAAUACUAAUUUGAUGCAACAAGUGGUUGACGACCCAAAUCAGCUUCUUGCAUAUGGUCACUCCAACUGGAACACCGGUGAUAUAGGCUUUAAUCAAGAUGAGCCACAACAAAAUGGGCUUAGGAGCUUCAAUAUCAAUUCAUUACCCCAAACACCAGACCUUCUCAAUCUCUUUCACUUGCCCAAAUCCUCUUUGCUUCCAAAUUCAUCCAUCUCCUUCGUUAACUCAAACACCGACACUACUCCUUUGGCAUUUAUCGGAGACCUCCCAGCCUCAGAUGGCACAUCCGUUUUGUAUGAUCCGCUGUUUCAUCUCAACCUGCCCCCACAACCUCCUUUGUUUAGGGAAUUAUUCCAAUCUAUACCCCAUGGAUACAGCUUGCCAACCGCAAGAGGUGGUGCUAAUUCUUUGUUUGGGGAUGAGAGAGAUUCAAGUGGAGGAACGGCAUAUCAAGAUGGGGAUGGAGGGAUGCUGGAGUUCACUAGGGACAUGGCUUGCAUUGUUAGAGGGAGGAAAACCGGCAAGAUGACAAAGCACUUUGCCACGGAGCGGCAAAGGAGAGAGCACUUGAAUGACAAGUACAAGGCCUUGAAGAAUUUGGUUCCUAACCCUGGCAAGUCCGAUAGAGCCUCAAUUGUGGGAGAUGCUAUUGAGUACAUCAAAGAGCUUCUUAGAUCAGUUAACGAGCUCAAAUUAUUGGUAGAGAAAAAAAGAUGUGGUAGAGAGAGAAGCAAGAGGCAGAAGACAGAAGACGUUGCUGCAGGGGAUGUUGAGAGUUGUAACAUAAAGCCUCUUGGUGAUCCCGAACAGUCCUAUAAUGGUUCUUUAAGGAGUUCCUGGCUGCAGAGAAAAUCCAAGGAUACCGAGGUUGAUGUUCGUAUCAUUGAUGACGAAGUUACCAUCAAACUCGUCCAGCGAAAGAAGAUCAACUGCUUGUUUUUUGUUUCCAGAGUUCUUGACGAGCUUCAGUUGGAUCUCUACCAUGUUGCCGGCGGCCACAUUGGCGAUUACUACAGCUUUCUGUUCAACACAAAGAUAUAUGAAGGUUCUUCUGUUUAUGCUGGUGCAAUAGCCAAUAAGCUCAUUGAGGUUAUGGACAGAGAAUUUGCAGCUGUUCCACCGACAAGUAGCGAUUAAGAUUAAUGGAUAUUUCAUUCUUACUUGGUAAUAAAUCUUUUGCGUUCUUGGUUGUCGUAGACUGGUAGUAUUUGUCAUUAAAAUUGGUUGGAGGAUGGCUAUUUCCAACUUAUGGGUCAGUUGAUUUCGGUAACAGCAAGGAACUGUCUCAGACAACUGCUCAAAUUUCCAAGUAUUUUUACUAUUAUUGUUAUUAUUAUUAAUCUGGGAUUUACUCAA
Messenger RNA from Mangifera indica (mango), 2208 nucleotides. RefSeq names its product transcription factor bHLH91-like. Gene Ontology annotation, molecular function: protein dimerization activity. The record is from RefSeq and is a predicted model, not a curated record. The transcript is spliced from 4 exons. Gene Ontology annotation, biological process: regulation of DNA-templated transcription; anther wall tapetum development. Bases 622 to 1989 code for a protein of 455 amino acids. Lineage: Eukaryota; Viridiplantae; Streptophyta; Magnoliopsida; Sapindales; Anacardiaceae.